AUAUCACAACUACCACCACUCUAAAAACAAAUAUUCACAUUUCACACACACCCCCCUUCAAAGAAAAAAAAAAAGAAAAAAUGGAGCUAACACUAGAGCAGCUGAAACAAUACGACGGAACAGAUCCAUCAAAACCCAUAUACAUCGGAGUCAAAGGUCGUGUGUUCGAUGUAAGCACAGCCACAUCUUUCUACGGUCCCGGCGGCUCAUACGCCAUGUUUGCCGGCAAAGAUGCGAGCCGGGCCUUAGCCAAGAUGAGCAAAAACGAUGAAGAUGUGAUCGGAUCCCUUCAUGGACUUUCUGACAAGGAACUGGGUGUUCUUGAUGACUGGGAAAAGAAAUUUGAAGCUAAGUAUCCAAUUGUUGGUUCUCUUGCUGCUGCUGCUUCAUACUAAAUAAAUUUCACUGCUUUUUUUAUGUUUCUUGAUCGAUGGAAAAUACUGUUAUGGGGUUUUUAAUUGUGUAUCAUGGCUGUUGUUUUAAUUAGUGAAGAAGCCUAAGUUAUGUAUGUGUGUGUUUGUCACUGUGUCAAGAUAAUAAUGUUGAAUCGUAUGGUUUGUUAAAUAAUGGAUAUUAUGUGACAUCUUUCUUA
Molecule: messenger RNA, 592 nt
Organism: Erigeron canadensis
Lineage: Eukaryota; Viridiplantae; Streptophyta; Magnoliopsida; Asterales; Asteraceae
Product: probable steroid-binding protein 3
Exons: 1
Coding region: 81-395 (104 amino acids)
Cellular component (GO): membrane; endomembrane system
Source: RefSeq, a predicted model, not a curated record